This is a messenger RNA of Ictidomys tridecemlineatus (thirteen-lined ground squirrel), 1338 nucleotides long. The record is from RefSeq and is a predicted model, not a curated record. NCBI's taxonomy places the organism in Eukaryota, Metazoa, Chordata, Mammalia, Rodentia, Sciuridae.
CUGCGCCCCUGCGCUCCGCGCCCAAGGCUGCUGCAGGCGCUCGCUCGCCCGCCGGCUCCAGUUUACCGCCUCCUUUUCCCGCCCGGGCUGUUGCCAUGCAAAUGUUAUUCCUCAGCCGAUCACGUGUCCUUUGAAGGGCCACGUGGAUUAACAAAGCUGAUCUGCCCCCAGCUCACCCCCCUCGGUUGCUAAUUUUUUUUCUUAACUUCUUUAAAACUGAUCUUGAAUGCAUACAUCCUCCAAACGCAGAUCCCCUAAUCCUAUGGAAUAAUUCAACUCGUGAAUGCACUUGGAGUUUUAGAUGACCGCUUUAUAAGGCAGCCCCUCAGAGUUGGAAGGCUGCAGUCUACCUGGGACACUGGAAGAGGCACACGAGGUGGAAAAAGGACGGGUGCCUAGCGCCACCGCCUCUCCCGAGGGCGCAUACUGACCAGGAUGUCAGACAAGCUCAAGGAACGCAGAAGAACCCCUGUUUCUCAUAAAGUAAUAGAAAAGCGGAGGAGGGACCGAAUCAACCGUUGCUUGAAUGAGCUGGGCAAGACCGUGCCCAUGGCCCUGGCAAAGCAGAGUUCCGGGAAGCUGGAGAAGGCGGAGAUCCUGGAGAUGACUGUUCAAUACCUGAGAGCUCUACACUCUGCUGAUUUUCCCCGGGGAAGGGAAAAAGCAGAACUUCUAACGGAGUUUGCAAACUACUUCCACUAUGGCUACCAUGAGUGCAUGAAGAACCUGGUGCAUUACCUCACCACCGUGGAGCGGAUGGAGACCAAAGACACCAAGUACGCGCGCAUCCUAGCCUUUUUGCAGUCCAAGGCCCGCCUGGGCGCGGAGCCGGCCUUCCCGCCGCUGAGUUCGCUCCCGGAGCCAGAUUUCUCUUACCAACUGCACCCUGCGGGGCCUGAGUUCGCAGGCCACAGCCCGGGAGAGGCCACUGUGUUCCCACAGGGCGCUGCCCCGGGGCCUUUCCCCUGGCCACACGGCACUGCUCGCAGCCCGGCGCUGCCUUACCUGCCCAGCGCACCCGUGCCGCUCCCAAGCCCAGCGCAGCAGCACAGCCCUUUCCUAACACCGGUGCAGGGCCUCGACCGGCAUUACCUCAACCUGAUAGGCCAUGCCCACCCUAACGCCCUUAACCUGCACACGCCCCAGCACCCCCCGGUGCUCUGACACCCCUCCCCCCGCUAGUUUAUUCUUCGCUUUGAGCGCUGCUUAGGAGAAAUGCUGUAUAUAUUGUACAGGUGUAAAUACUGUGUUAUCAAAAUUCUGGGUGAGAAAAAUUAUUGAAUUAUUUUUCUUAAGAAUCGCCCCUUGACAAUAAAUGUUUUCUGAUAAAGACCCAAA